This is a messenger RNA of Rotaria sp. Silwood1, 552 nucleotides long. The record is from the annotation of a GenBank genome assembly. Lineage: Eukaryota; Metazoa; Rotifera; Eurotatoria; Philodinida; Philodinidae.
AUGAAUAUUUGUGAUGGUGAUCGUUUAGUUACUUUAAACGGACAAGAUGAACAUUCUAUUAUUCAAGGUAAUCUUCAAGAAACAAUGAUAAAUAUUUUAGAAUUAGAUUUUUUAUUUGAACAAAUUGUUAAUCAACCUUUUGUACAAUUACCAAUGGUAACACCAGAACAGAUUGAAUUAUCUCGUAGAAUUCAACGAUUUUUUACUGAUGAUCUUGAAGCACCUGUUAUAUGCGAAUUAAAUUUUCCAGUUAAUGAUGAUGAAGAAGAAGAAGAAGAAGAAGAUAUGGAUGAAGAAACAAUGAAUCUACAUCAAAUAAAAUUUGAUAUAAAUACUAACUUUGAAGGAAAUAGACUUGAAGAUCUUGCUUUAUCUCAUGGUCAAUAUUGGGUUCAUUGUGCAUAUACUGUUGGUGAUCGUUAUCAUUUUAAAAAUAUCUACAUUGGUUGGGAAAUAGAUGAUCCAACAAUAGAAGAAGAUAUUGAAUUAUUUAAAUCAUCUAUAUUAUUAUCAUCACGUGAAGACGAAGAAUUUGAAGAUAAUAUUGAAUAA